AGAUAACUGUUUGCGAAGAGCGGCAUCAUAGAUGGGUGCGGUCACUAAAAGGAAGAAAAGAUUUUCAACGAGGAGUGAAUCCGAAGACACAACUAAGCACGCCAAAAUUGAAAGCGAUGAAGCGGAACCAGCCUCAAAGCGCUUCUGCUUGGCUCUUGAUGCUCCUAGAGCCUUUGCAUCAGUGGAAAAAGCACGACGUACAAGAUUUUCUACUGCUCAGGCCAAAUCGCUCGUAGUGCUCGUCCGCGGGCUUCCUGAUGACCUGAUCAAUGCGGAUUUGAUUGACAGUUUAUCUCGAUUUGGUCCCAUAGCCUACGUGAAGUAUCAUUCCAAGCAAGGUUGGGCAUUCGUAGAAUUCGAAGACGAGGAAGGCUCUGAAGCUUGCGUGAAGUACGGUUAUGAGAAUGCGGUAUGUAUUGGCGGAAAUGAGGUGUCUAUGAUGUUCUCUCUUCACCAUAUUCUCGCACGCGAUACUCUAGAGAGAAGGGAGCAGAACAAAGUGAUUUUGAUGUCCGUCAGCAACAUUCAGAAGGAGAUAAAAGUACAGAAUGUGUUCGAUGUCUGCUCUGUGUUUGGUGAAGUGGAGCGCAUAAAGAUCACCCCAAUGUCGCGAGGUAGUGUGGCGGAAUUGCUGGUGUAUGUCGAAUUUGACAAUCUCGAGGCAGCUCAUGAUGCAAAGCUAGCUGUCAAUGGUGCCUUUUUCUACAACGAUUGUAACCUUGUUCACUGCGAAUAUGCGUCGAAGAGCACUCUCGAGAUACCGGAGAACACUGAUCAUGCCUGUGAUUACACUCAGUUGAAGCCUGUAAAGUUGGAGAACUCUGAGCUUUUUCCAUGCGAGACUAUACCACAGAGCAGUAAAGAUGAGAAACCGCUAGCUGUCACAACCAAAGGGGAUGCCGACAAUCAUGUAAAGCGUUGUUCCUUAUCUCCUCCUCUCUCAGAAUGCAAGAAAGACAACUACUACGUUUUUGAUAGUGGCAGUCACAGUAAUGAUACUGUGCAAAUGGUAUCCAUAAAGCAGGAGCAGAGCUACAACUUUGGUGAUGAUGGACAAACUCAUUGCAAUCAAUUCAGCGAACCGAAUUCGUCUCCUCCUCCUGAACCGACUUCGGCCACAGUCGGAGAGAGCGCUGGCUCUGAAUCUAACAGCCAGUCCUCUUCGAAAACGGUACUAGAAAUUCCUUUGCCUCCAGUGUUACCGACCGCUGUGGAAAACUCAGGAGGUCACUCGUCAACUCAAACCAUCAGUGACGUGCGCUACAGAAACUUGGUUGAUCUAACCGUCAAUGAUGGUCCGCGAUGUAUGAUGGUCUACGGCAUCGAACUACAAUCCGGAUUAUUCUCUUGUGAUAGACUCUUCAACCUCAUGUGCAUGUAUGGACAUGUGGUGGCAAUAAAGCUUGUCACACGGAUUAAAGACGCAGCAAUUGUGGAAUUCGCACAUUCGAGUUCGGUGAACAUCGCUAUGAGUAUGCUAGAGAAUGUGGUCCUCUUUGGUUGUACGCUUACUUUUGAUUAUGGACGGAACGAUGCCAUAAGAAUGACUACUGAGCGAUUUCCAAAUGGAAUGCCAAUGUGCGAAUUGUAUACGAACUGCCCGCUGCAGAGAUUCAGCCGAUAUCAAGCAGCCGAAAGCUCUGCAAAAAUUCGGAUUGCCCCUCCCUCUUCGAUGCUGUAUUGGUGGGAUGCUCCCUCUUACACCACCAGGGAAAUGAUAUACAUGAUGUUCGUCUCGGUUGGUGCAGCGUACCCAUGUAAUAUUUUCCCAUUUAAACCGGGCCCCUCAUCAUCAGUUGGCAUAGUCGAGUUUCCAACUUCGCGACAGGCGGCUGAGGCGUUGAUGCUUGUUAAUCACUUUCCUAUAUUGUUGCCUGGAUUUCGAGGACCAAUGAUUCUUAAACUCGCUUUUGCUACGAGUAAGCAUCAUCAGCCCACGAAUGGACAACAGUAACAUUGCUAGUUUCCCAAACAACUGAUGUUGCUGGAGGUUUCAUUGCAUCAGUACGAAAGGGUCUUUCUGAUUGUUACUGCCUCUUUUUUGUUUUGCUGUACUCGGCUGACCGCAACCGAGGGAUUAGUAACGUAUCAAUUGUUUCUCUGCACAUGUUACUCACACAAAGGCGGUUCUGGGUUUCUUUUUCUCGCUACUUUCAAUGGGAUGUGAAGUCUCAGAUAAUGUGAUCUCUUUUUACUCGUAGUUACUUAUUCUCACUUACCAAAUCCGGUGAAGCGAUGCCUGCUAUAAUAUAAGGGUCUUUGGGCAUAAGAUUUGCAUGUUGAAGAUCACUUGAAGAUAGUAACAUGAUCAAGCUGGUGAUCAUGGAUAGCACUUGAGUAAAUAAAGCUAGA
Molecule: messenger RNA, 2352 nt
Organism: Cylicocyclus nassatus
Lineage: Eukaryota; Metazoa; Nematoda; Chromadorea; Rhabditida; Strongylidae
Source: the annotation of a GenBank genome assembly